UAGGAACUUUGAAAAAGAAUAGUUGCGGCGCCAAGAAUCUUUGAUAACAAAGUGUAGAAAACUGUCGGGCGUUGGCGGAGAUAUUGAUUGUUACUGUUGUGGUGUAUGCGCUCAAACAGGUUGUUAACGAUGUAGGCGAAGAGUUGGGUAAUGUUAAAAAUUGUCUAGUGUUGAGAAGCAGUUCGUAGUGGAAAAAUGGUGGACAUACUUAGGAGUAACUUUGAAGAGAAAUUGCCGGAGAUAAAAGCUGCACUGACAAAUGCAAAGUUCAUUGCAAUUGACACGGAAUUCACAGGGUUGUCCGUGUACAAAAAUUACAAGCCAAGUCUGUUUGACACAGGAAGACAGAGAUAUGAAAAAUUAAGAAGAAAUCUUGAAAAAGUAAUUAUUAUACAGAUUGGUUUGUCUGUAUUUUCAUAUGUUCGAGAUGAAAAUAAAUAUGUUGCCAAUAUAUACAGAAUACCUGUUUAUCCCUGCAGUUUUGGUUCAAUAGAUAGUGUUUACCUCACACAGGCAUCAUCUGUCCAUUUCCUGUGUGAGUAUGACUUCGACUUCAAUAAGGUGAUGUAUGAAGGCGUUCCAUAUCUGAAUUUGCGAGAUGAGAAACGGCUGAAGCAGGAAUUGCAGGAAUGUAGAAAUGUGAUUGAUCUCAGAAAUCUGAGUUUCUUGGAAGAAGAAGCAAUAAUUUAUUUGAAGACUGAAAUGGAUAAAGUGGUUGACUGGGUAUCUACAGCUUGCAUUGGAGAUACAUUAUUACUAUCAACCUUUCUAAAAGCAAGAAUGAAGAGACAGCUAGGUUAUUGUCUUCACAUUGAACUGCGACAUAGGUUCAACAGCAUUUGGACAUAUGGUGAUGAAGAAGGUAUCAUUGUUAAAAAGAUCGCAACAGAGAAACAUCGCUUAAUGUCUAACAAAGAGAAUAAGGAAAAAUUAGAUGAAGACUUAAUCCACUAUCUGCUUGGUUUCUCCCAUAUUUUCAAACUGUUAGUUGAACUGAAGAAACCAAUUGUAGGGCACAAUUGCCUUUUAGACCUAAUGCUUUUGUACCAGCAGUUCCAUGAUGUUUUGCCAGUGUCUUAUAGCUCAUUUAAGAAGAAAAUGAAUGAGCUGUUUCCAAAUUUGUAUGACACGAAGCACAUUAGUUUCGAACUACAGCACAGGCUGGACAGAGAUGUACUGCCCUCAACAAUACUUUCCGACCUGUAUGCAUUUUUUGAGGAAGGGAGAGGCUCUGUGUUAGGAGCGUAUACUCCAACUGUAGAAACAGAGUUUGGUGAUGAUGGUGUUACAAAACAAAUUCAUGAUGCUGCUUGGGAUUCCUACGUUUCUGGAUAUUGUUUUAUUCGAAUGGCUCAUGUUAUUGCUAAUAAAAAGUUUGAAAUAAUAGUACAGCAACCACUAACAAGUGUGGAACAUUUUACAUCUCUGGAAGACUUCAAAAAUAAGAUUAAUGUCAUCCGUUGUGCUGUAUCUCAUAUAUGUCUCAGUGGUCCUGAUCCAGAGUCAAGGCGACCUCAAUGGAUAUAUGUAGAAACAAGAACAAACAGAAAACUAUCUGAAGAUGAGGUUUAUCUUCUCUUUUCUCAAUAUGAUGCUGUUGAUGUUACUCUGUAUUCCAAGAAUUCUGCUCUCGUGGCAAUUGGAAACUCCAGAAGUGCAAGAAUGAUUCGGAAAAAGUUACAAGAAAACGAAGAGUUCAAAGUUACAAGUUACAGUUUACUCUGCCAUAACAAACUGCUUCGCUGUGUGCUAUGGAUAUGUGCAGCUUCCACAAGUAUGACAGCAGCAUGGUUUAUCACAAGACAUGCAAUUCUUCGUAACAUAAAACCAUAACUCUUGUAUUGUGUAGAUUUGCACCUUGGGUAGCAAAUGUUUCCACAAAAUGUGUAAACUGGAUGCAGUCACAUUUUUAUUUUUGAACAGAGCAGCACAAUAUGUGCAAUUGCAGACUAGAAAUUUAUUUGUAAGUCUUGUAAUAAUGUAGCCUGUUUCCAGCCCCUUUUGUUUUUUAGCUGUACUUCUUAUUACUUAUUUUACUUUUUUAAAAAAAUAGGUACCUAUUUUUACAUCACUGUAUUUUUGUAGGAUAAGAACAAUAUUGGUCCUGGUCAUUUGAAAUUCCAUUCCAAUUUAGUUUCAUUGUGGAGGGCAUCCGCUACAGUUUCCUUUCUAAAAAUAUUUCUCCUAGCAGUUUGCUGCUUCAGAUUUUAUGAUAUCAGGUCACUUGCUUUUGUACGUGCAUUGUAGCUGAGGUCACUAAUGCAUGCCUGUGUGGUGGUGCUCGGCUCAAAGGUAAGCUGAUUCUAGUCAUAGUGGUGCAUGAAAUGUUUAUUAGCAAUAUUUGGCUGGCAAGAGGAGUAGAAAUAUCGACUGUAAGUUCCUGAUCACUAGUCAUUAUUUAUUAUCGUGUUCAAAACUCUCUCAGGUAGCUUUCUUUUCUUUGUCUCCAGUAGGUGUCCAACAAAACAUAACCAAUCAUUUAAAGUUUUCCGUAAAUAACUGCAACCCAUCACCUUUUGUAAUUCUUUAAUUUUUAUUUACCAUGACUGGUUUCAAAUUGCCUAGCAAUUCACCUCCAGAUGGUAUAUAUUUACCAUCUGGUGAUGAAUUGCUGGAAUGUUUGGAGCCUUGUGGGGAGUCAUGCAGCUGUGGGAAAAUAUAAAAAUGAAACAAGUAAGCACUGAAUAUGGCGAGAUCAACUUAACAGUUAUUAGCAUCUGUUGGUUUAUUUCUAGUGCAUGCUUUACUGUGGAGAACAUAAUGUAUGUUUUCCAGUAACAUUAAAUCUGAAGCACUGGACAAACUUUGUCACAACACAAACACCCGCAUAAACCAAAGACAGUGAUUAAAUUUAUGUUCAGAGAAUUUAUAUUGGGGCAGAGACUUACUUUGUGUGUGUGUCUAAGGAUGUAGCCAGGAUUUUGUCAAGGGAGGGAGGAGGAAUCAGAUUUGUUACGGAGUACAUUAAAAGGCUCAUGUUUUUAACCCUUGAGUGGGCGUGCCGUUUUUCAUAAAAUGAGAGGGCACGCAGCGCACUUCGUACACAUGAAAAGAAUAGCUUUCCUUAUGUUACCAAGGUAAGUCAUGUAUGAUCAAAAUCACAGUUUAAUCUUAGUUUAUUUAAACAAGGAGAAAAUUAACUAACAUAAUAUGAGCUAAACUACUGUUUUUUAAACAGUAAUGAAAUAAAUUUUCACUAUAACUCUCUGUUGCCAAGGACAGGUGUUAAAAGACACAGUAAUGACACAUACGAAGCAGUAAACAGUGCAGUUGCAUCAGAUCUCAGUCAGCUGCUUAUUUGAUCACUAAUUAUCUUGUAGACAACUGCCUCAAUGUGGGAUUAUGUUGCUAGUUCGCAACUGGGGUCAUUUUUUUGAACUGAUCGUAAAUUUUUUCUCGCCUAGGUCGCUUUGUGUCUUAUAUUACUGCUGCUCACUUGGACGUACGACAGCACAAUUUAUCACUGUGUUACCUGAAACAAUACUGAAGGAAUAGGUAUAGGUUUACAGUUGUGAAACAAAAAUUGAAUCGCACAAAAUCAUUUUAUUUUUGGUUGAUGCACUUUUAUACACAGGUGCGCCCGCUCAAUGGUUAAUUUGCUCUGAGAACACAUUUAUUCAUUUUUUUCAUUUCAUAAUUUUGUGGAGACUUUCAUACAAAUACAUACCAGUAAUAACACACACACAUCCGCAAGCAUUCGUACAUGCUCGCAAGCCCGCGCACGCGCGCACACACACACACACACACACACACACACACACACACACACACACACACACACACACACAAAAUUAAUUUUUUUUUAUUUGCCGGUAUGAUAACACUUCACUCUAUUGCCAAGCAAAUUAAACAUAUUAUUCUUCAAAGCCACAUUUUUUUUAUAUUCUGGUACACUUUCUUUAGAAACUAGGACUGAUAGACAUCAAACUUUCAGUCUCUCUAGUUAAUAGAGUAAUGAUUAAUCAGAUAAAAAAGGGACCUGGAAUGAUACCAAGAAUAAAUUUACAAGCUUCAAGGUGGUUGAAAAUAUCUAUAAUAUUUUUCUGUUGGAACAAAGAAAAGCAUUACUUGUAAUAUGUGUAAAACACAGUAACCGGUUUUUAUAUGAUUUGAGGAUGGUGUUUCAUCUAUAUUCUGUAAGAGUUUCGGGUCUUUGUCUCUACCAGUUUCUUCAGAAAAUGUACCCGAAGUUUGCUCAUUUUAACAUUGAUUGCUUAUUGGAGUUUCUUCACGACUGUCCCCCGCCCACCCCCCCACCCCCACCCCCCACCCCCCUCAACCCCAUCCCCCCAAGAACUGUGCAGGAAACAAACUGCAAAAAAGUUAGAUGAAAUGUAAAAUAAAUGUUGAGGUUGCAGUGUGGAAGAAACAAAAUGGAGAAGAGGGCGUGGGACUGGUGGGAUUCCUUUGGAACCAGAUGACUUUAUCCUCUAAGGAUCUCUUUGCAGGUAUACUGAUGACGACCAACAGGUUCCCCAGAGGCUGAAAUAAAACAAAAGAGGCAGUUUCUGGGGAAAAAGCGGUAUAUACAUGCUAAUAAUGAUGCAUUGCAUGUAAUAUCUGUUUUCCACUUUAGAAGCAGUUUAUCAACAGAAGUUCAGUGACUUGCUUGCACAGUCUUUAACUUCUUGGCCAUAGUAAUGCAAUUUCAAAACACAAAUACUCCAGCUGGAACUCACAAUAAUGUAUUCGUCACUGGAGUCUCAAACACAAACGGGCUAUUUCAUUUUGCAGAAGUCUACACCAGCGUGCAGAGAAUAGUCAAGAGUCAGAGCUACUAUGGGAAUAGAAUCACUGUCAUAAUAUAUAUGCCAAUUUUAGGCUCUAUGAGAAAUAACAUUUUUACACAUAGUGAAUUACAAAACUGUAGGAUCAACAAAGAAGCAGAUGCCUAAUGUGAGGGACUUCUUUCAUUGUAAGGAGAGGAAAGAGUCAAAAUUCCAACAGAUAACUUAAUCUUCCUGUGCGUAACACAAUCUAUUAAUGAUAACACAUGCAAAUAAAAUGUAAAUGUUAAUUAACGGUCAUGCGCAGAUCAGUAAUGAUGAAAAAGGAAUCCUAUAUAAUAUUGAUGACUUCAAAGAACAUUCACAACACAGAUCAAUUUGGCAGACACAUGGGCCUUAAAUUCUUUAACAAGUUGCUAAACACAGCUUGCAUGACUCCCUUACACAAGAACAAGAAAGUUUUAAAAUAUUUGCCAAAAGAGCAAGAAUGUUAGACAGUUGAUGAAAUCAUGGAGAGUGAUUUCCUAGAACUGUGCUUUGGGUAGCUAUGUGUAUCAGUAAAAUUGCAUGUAAUUAUCAUAUAGUUAGAAUUUUGCAUUUAUGUACAUGUGAAUAAAUAUGCGAGUAUACUGCUCAACUAGCCAUAUGUAAUCAUAAACUGCAAACACAUAUAAUUAAUAUGUAUAAGUAUAUAACUGAUAUACAAUUGUAAUUUAGCAUUUAUAUAUAUGUGUGUAAACAAGUAUUCCACUAAUUAUACAGGGUGAGUCAAAAAGGACUUUACAACUUUGGAAUGAUAUAGAAAUUUAUUAAGCUAACUUACAGAAUUGGUAGAUGAGUCAUUUCGUAGAAAGCAGCCUAAAGUUUGAUUCACAUAGUGCACCAGUACCCCAUUCCACCACCAGGAGUGCCUGUGUAGUGCACAGUUAAAAUGGCUACUUCCACUAGUGCGGAGGAUGUUGUCACUGGUGUUGUGUACCUGAAUGUGCUUGAAAACAUUUUUACUUCCACAGAUCGAUGAAGGUGAUCGAGAUGGGAGUUUUACUACUACUACUACUACUACUACUAGUACUACUACUUCUACUCUACUACUUGCAAGAUGGUGCACCACCCCAUUUCCCCAUAGAACUUCGAGGCUUCCUGGAUAAUCACUUCCCAGGUCGGUGGAUUGGCCGUGAAGGACCAGACACGUGGCUAUCUCACUCGCCAGACUUCACACCACUGGAUUUCUCUCUCUGGGGCAUGAUUAAAGACUCUGUGUAUGUUUGUCCCAUACCAAACAAUUUAGCUGACCUGAUAAAUGAAAUCUAUGCUGCUGUUGUGCAAGUUGUGCGGAAUGUGCUGCAACUAGCAUGGGAAGAAGUUGAUUACCGAUGGGAUGUUUGCCACAUCACAAACGGUGGUCACAUUGAACCAAAAUGACACUUCUUGAGAUUAUUUGCUACAAAAUGACACAUCUACGGAUUCUGUAAGUUAUCUCAGUAAAUUUCUAUGUAUUCUGAAGUUGUAAAAUCUUUCCGACUCAUCGUGUGUAUCGGUGUUAAUAGUGUAUUAGAAGCUGACAUUGUACUCUUACAAAAAUGUGCUUUUAUUUACUCAUAAAGCUCAUUUAUCAAUUGUAUUAACUAACUGUGCUUUACAUGCUGACAAGGCCAAUUGUAUCAAAAUAUACUGAAUGGCUGAUAAUAAACAUUCCAAGGAUAACAUGGUGUGGCCGGCCGCUGGUGGCCGAGCGGUUCUGACGCUACAGUCUGGAACCGCGCGACCGCUACGGUCGCAGGUUCGAAUCCUGCCUCGGGCAUGGAUGUGUGUGUUGUCCUUAGGUUAGUUAGGUUUAAGUAGUUCUAAGUUCUAGGGGACUUAUGACCUCAGCAGUUGAGUCCCAUAGUGCUCAGAGCCAUUUGAACCAUUUGAUAACAUGGUGUGAGAAGCCAGCCAGAAACUUUGCAGUACUUUAAUGAACAAAUACUUAGUAGUUGAUGCUAAAUUCAUGAAAUUGAGAUAUUGAUGUGUAACAAAGAUUGUGGUGUGAAGGAUCAUUAUGUAAAAAUUUGUCUAAUUCAUAUUCUUCUGACUUUUCAGUAUUAUAGCUUUCCUCCUGCGCUUUAAUUCUGCAGCAGGUACAUGUUCAGAACAUUUUCACUGUAGAUCAAAUACUGUGUUCUCCCCUUGAUAACCAUCAAAUGAGCUAAAUACACAAUUAUAUGUAAUACAAAUACAUAAUUGUCUUUUUAACACUUAUCACCUGCAUCGUAUAGAUAUUACAUUUUGAGAGAGUGUCAAACAUAUUUUUAAAAAUGCUCCCUGUUUGUGGAGCAG
Molecule: messenger RNA, 7046 nt
Organism: Schistocerca nitens (vagrant locust)
Lineage: Eukaryota; Metazoa; Arthropoda; Insecta; Orthoptera; Acrididae
Product: pre-piRNA 3'-exonuclease trimmer-like
Exons: 12
Coding region: 196-1833 (545 amino acids)
Biological process (GO): nuclear-transcribed mRNA poly(A) tail shortening
Cellular component (GO): endoplasmic reticulum; cytoplasm
Molecular function (GO): poly(A)-specific ribonuclease activity; RNA binding
Source: RefSeq, a predicted model, not a curated record